Messenger RNA from Aegilops tauschii subsp. strangulata, 1884 nucleotides. Its product is annotated as F-box/LRR-repeat protein At1g06630-like. The record is from RefSeq and is a predicted model, not a curated record. Lineage: Eukaryota; Viridiplantae; Streptophyta; Magnoliopsida; Poales; Poaceae. Gene Ontology annotation, molecular function: protein binding.
CUUUGCUGAGUCGACGCUGUAUAAUGGGCCCAGGGAUACCUGAUCCCAACGUUUGGCCCAACUUCUCUGCCCACCACCAUUCUGCUCCUCCCCCAAAUCGAAACCCUCGCCGUCGCCCUUCUCCCCCUCCUCCGGCGGCCAUGGACGAGCAGCAGGUGCUCCUUGGCAUCUCCAGGAGCGAUAUGCUCGCCAGAAUAGAGCGUUGCGGCCGGGAUCCUGCGAUGCUGGACCUCGGCUCAAACAUGCUGCUCCACUUCGCGUACGAGUACCUCCCGGACCCGCCCGUCUCCCCCACCGCGCCCCUGUCGCUCGCCGGCGCGUCGUGGGUACCCGACGGCGUCGACCGCAUCAGCCGCCUCCCCGACGUCGUCCUCCGCGACAUCAUCUCCCGCCUCCCUGCCAAGGACGCCGCGCGCACCACCGCCCUCGCCUCGCGCUGGCGCCCACUCUGGCGCUCGGCGCCCCUUGCUCUUGUCGACAACCAUCUGCUUCCGGACGGCGGCGCCUCUGGGCCGCUCAUCAUCGGUGCUCCCUCUCCCCGCGCCGUCACCGCCGCGGUGUCCAGCGCCCUCGCGGCGCACCCGGGGCCUUUCCGCUGCGUCCACCUCACCUGCAGCACCAUGGACGAGCACCGAGGCGAGAUGGCGCGCUGGAUCGACACCCUCGUCGCCAAGGGGGUCAAAGAUCUCGUCUUUGUCAACCGCCCUUGGCCGAUGGACCUGCGCCUCCCCGCCACGCUCUUCAGCUGCGCCUCCCUCACCCGCCUCUAUCUCGGCGUCUGGACACUUCCAGGCACCGCCGCCGUGCCGCGCGGCGCCAGCUUCCCCAAUCUCCGGGAGCUCGGCCUCUGCAUGACUGUCAUGGAGGACCGUGCUCUGGCCUUCUUGCUCGAAAAAAGCCCCGUCCUGGAGUUCCUCCUCAUCAUGUGGAGCCAGACCGGAGUGCGCCUCCGACUCGUCAGCCACAGCCUGCGGUGUCUUCAGCUGGGCUAUACCCACUUGGAGGACAUCGAAGUGGUGGAUGCCCCUCGCCUGGAGAGGUUCUUCCUGCGAAAUGUAUCCUUGCCUGGAACCGGCAAGUUCACCAUAAACAGCCCUUCCAGGAUCAAGAUUGGCGGUGCACCCAACCUGCGUGUGCUGGGAUACAUUCAGCCAGGACAGACAGAGCUGGGGAUUAGCAACACCGUCAUCGCUGGGAGCAAGGAGAACAUUGUCCCUAGUGUCCAGAUUUUGGCCAUAGAGUUGCACUUUGGUGUCCGCGAUGCUGUCAAGAAAUCCCCCCGCAUAUCUGAAAAGUCCACCGGCAAGGUCAAUCUGAAGUUCUGGCAGGAGGGCGGUCCCAUGAAAUGCGUGGUGCAGAGCAUGAAGAAGGUGUUCUUCUACGAGUUCCAAGGGUCGAGAAGCGAGGUUGCUUUCCUCAAGUUCAUCGCGGAGAGAGGCCGGGUGCUGGAGCAGAUGGUGGUUGUGGUGUCCAGCAAGUGUUUCUCCUGGGUGGAUGAUGAUGUGAAUGUCAAGCUGAAGCCGCUGACGGGUGCGAAAUGGAGCAGCAAAGCCUGCAAACUACACAUCUUCAAGAGCCCACGCACUGAUGUCGCGGGUCCACUCUGCAGGCACAAUAUAGCUUGUGAUUUUGGGUGGGCUGACCCUUUCGACCUCAGGUACUACUACAAAGCAGAAAGGAUGUCUGUAAGUUAGUUAAUAGCACCACGCCGUGCCUCUUGUGCUGCAAGACUGCUAGUUCUUGAGCUAAAAAACCUGCAUUUCUCUUGGCAUGCUUUCUGGAUGUGGUGUUACAUGAUGAGGUUGUUUGUGCCAAGAAGUCUUGUGUGGCUGGAUUGCUGGUGGGAGUAAUGGAUUGAAUCGGAAAAAUUGUUUUUACCAAUAA